This is a messenger RNA of Dermatophagoides farinae (American house dust mite), 1297 nucleotides long. It is a transcript of the gene Rpn10, whose product is annotated as regulatory particle non-ATPase 10. Gene Ontology annotation, biological process: proteasome-mediated ubiquitin-dependent protein catabolic process. The record is from RefSeq and is a predicted model, not a curated record. NCBI's taxonomy places the organism in Eukaryota, Metazoa, Arthropoda, Arachnida, Sarcoptiformes, Pyroglyphidae. Gene Ontology annotation, cellular component: nucleus; cytosol; proteasome regulatory particle, base subcomplex. Gene Ontology annotation, molecular function: polyubiquitin modification-dependent protein binding.
UUGUUUUUUAUCCAUUUUUCAUCUGUCACAUUAAUAACUCAAUAAAGCUUGAUUUAGCUGAAAUUUUUUGAAACAAAAAUGGUUCUUGAAAGUACAAUCGUUUGCGUGGAUAACAGUGAAUUUAUGCGUAAUGGUGAUUUUGUACCAUCACGAUUACAAGCACAACAAGAUGCCGUAUCACUUGUUUGCCAUGCUAAACUACGAUCAAAUCCAGAGAACAAUGUAGCAUUGUUAACUAUGGCCGGUAAUCCGCAGGUGUUGACCACAUUAACCACCGAUGUUGGACGUGUUCUUGGUAAAUUACAUCAAGUACAAAUAUCUGGUGAAGCAAAUCUAUUGACUGGUAUUAAGAUUGCUCAUCUUGCAUUGAAACAUCGACAAGGAAAAAAUCAUAAAAUGCGAAUCGUAGCAUUUAUUGGAUCACCAGUUGAAACCGAGGAAAGAGAAUUGAUCAAGAUUGCUAAAAAAUUGAAAAAAGAAAAAGUCAAUGUUGAUAUUGUUAAUUUUGGUGAAGAAAUAUCGAACACAGAUAAGCUAUAUGCUUUCAUCAAAGUAUUGGAAGGUACAUCAUCACAUAUGGUUACAGUACCAUCUGGUUCAUUACUGUCGGAUGCAUUGUUCAGUUCACCAGUUAUACUUGGCGAAGAUGGUUCAGGUGCAGCUGGUCUUGGUGGUACUGGCUUUGAAUUUGGUAUCGAUCCAAAUGAAGAUCCAGAAUUAGCAUUGGCCUUAAGAGUUUCAAUGGAAGAACAACGACAACGACAAGAAGAGGAAGCUAGACAACAAGCAGCUGCAACAUCAGCUUCAGGUGGACAAUCUUCAGGUGAACAAAGUUCAUCCACGGCCAUUACCAACACCACCACUACAUCAUCAUCUUCAGCAAAUAAUGAUGCCUCGAAAACUGUGAAUACAAAAAAUUCAAAUGAAACAGCGAAAACUACUACUACUGCUGCUGGUGGUGGUGGUUCUAAUGAAGAAGAAAUGUUGGAAAAAGCAUUGGCCAUGUCAUUGGAACCAAUGGAUUCUGAACCAGUGGAUGUUUCACGUAUGACCGAAGAUGAACAGAUACAAUAUGCAAUGCAAAUGAGUUUACAAGCAUCAUCAUCAUCCAACAAGAAUGAUACGAAUAAAGAUGAUAAUUCAGCUAAAAACAAAAAAGAUAAAGAAGAACCAAUGGAUACGGAUGAUUCCAAUGACAAGAAAUGAUGAUUGAAUUUUUAAUCGAAUUGAAAACUUUGUAUACAAUUCUAAAUAAUUGAUUUGAAUUAAAAAAAAUUUCACUUUUUCAAAAACAAAA